AUGGAGUCACUUAAAAGAAGCCUAUUUGAUAUAAACGAACACUUUAAUGCCAGGAUGGCAGAAUUCCAGAGGGAGUUAAAAGGAGCUAUCCCGGCCACUAGUCCUUCAUCAAAUAUAAACUCGCAGUUUGUGGCCUUCCGUUCCUUUGUUAUGACAGCCUUAGAAAAUCUGCAGCUGCAGGUGGAACUCUUGGCUAGACAACAAGAUGAGUUGGAAAUGCGGUCCAGAAGGAAGAUUCUCCUUGUUCAUGGUAUUGCAGAAGGUGAUAAUGAAGACCCGUGCAUUUCAGCAUGUCGCAUUCUUUCCCAGCACCUUGCAUUGACACAGCUAUCUCCUGCAUCUGUUAGCCGCUGUCAUCGCUUAGGACGUGCUGGUGGUGACAAACCUCGUGCUAUGCUCAUAAAGUUCAGAGAUUGGUCACUUCGGGAUACAGUUUGGUCUGCAAAGACUAGGUUGAAAGGCACUGGGGUAACAUUAUCCGAGUUUCUUAUUAAAAGCCGCCACAAGACCUUUCUGGCGGCUCGACAACGGUUUGGUGUGACGAAGUGUUGGACCAGGGACGGCAUCAUCAUGGUACUGGACUCCGGCGGUAAGCGUCAUCGCAUCACAACUCUGGCUGAGCUGAACGCCAUCUCGAAUUCUGGUCAGGAUGUACCGAGUGCUGCUAUACCGGCUGCUGCUCCUAAUGCUACAGCCGUAGCCCCUAAGGACUCCAAACUAACCAACCCGAGAGUUAAAAGAGUUGUGAGGAAAUAGAUGCAGUAGGUUCCUCAGCUCAGUGUCCUUUUCAUUCAGUGCGCUGUAUGAUUCGUUCUUGUGUCUAUGCUUAAACAUUUAAUUAUCAAUGUUUGUUUGAACUCGUUUUAGUAUAUUUUAUUUAGAACUUUGUAGGUAGUGCUAAGAUUAGUAUAAUGUUUACAGUUUGUUUGUAGACAAGUGACGGCUGACAAACAGCAAAUAAUAACAAUUGUCAACUGACACUGACAGUUAACGUUUGCACCGUUCGUUUGACGCCUACCUAUUGGAAGCAUUUGUAAAGCAUGCAGCACAUUGUUCAUAAAACAAUAGUUUAACAAAGUUGUGGUUAUUUUAAUUCAGUUGCUGGUUAUUAUCAUUUGUUUCUUUUUUCUUUUUUUAUUAAUAUUAUAACUUUGUUUUUUAUUUUAUUUAUUUUGUUUCGUGCUGUUCUGUGUACUAUGCUUUUUGUGUUUUUUUUUUUUUUUCUGCUAAGCUGCUGGCGGAUU
This is a messenger RNA of Pararge aegeria (speckled wood butterfly), 1244 nucleotides long. RefSeq lists its product as uncharacterized. Lineage: Eukaryota; Metazoa; Arthropoda; Insecta; Lepidoptera; Nymphalidae. The transcript has a single exon. The record is from RefSeq and is a predicted model, not a curated record. The coding region runs from base 1 to 756 and encodes 251 amino acids.